Messenger RNA from Clonostachys solani, 1965 nucleotides. NCBI's taxonomy places the organism in Eukaryota, Fungi, Ascomycota, Sordariomycetes, Hypocreales, Bionectriaceae. The record is from the annotation of a GenBank genome assembly.
UGGACGGCCAGGCCGGUUCAAGACCAGCCAACCUUCCCCCCGAAUGGCUAUAGUCACCCCGUCACAGCUCCCGAGCCCAACUCCACCUACGACUAUGUCAUUGUAGGCUCAGGAGCCGGCGGCUCACCACUUGCUGCCCGGCUCGCCAUGGCUGGCUACAGUAUCCUUCUUCUCGAUGCAGGCGAAGACCAUGGGACUGACAGGCAAGUCCAGGUCCCGGCGGUGAAUCCAUACGCUAGCGAGUACAAUCCGAUCCGUUGGGACUACUUUGUCAACCACUUCGCAGACGAGGAGCAGGCCGUCAAGGACAGUAAAUUUACCUACCAGACGCCGGAUGGAGAUUACUGGGCGACUCUUGAUCUGUCGGGCCAGCAACCGCCUGAGGGCUCUGUGAAGAAAGGCAUCCUAUAUCCGCGAGCUGGCGCGCUGGGCGGAUGUAGCGUGCAUAACGCCCUCAUCAUGGUCAAGGCUACCGACAAAGACUGGAACGACAUCGCUUCUCUGACUGGUGAUAGCUCUUGGUCGGCCGACAACAUGAACGGGUACUUCAAGAAGCUCGAGAAGAAUGCAUAUCUCCAGGGCAUCGUCAAUCCCGGUAGCCAUGGCUUCGACGGCUGGCUUCCCACCCGGACAACUCCCACUAUUCUUAUUGCGCAGGAUUUCAAAGUGCUCUCGCUGCUCGUCGCUGCCGCGACCGCGACCGGAAAAGGACUGCUGGACGGACUUAUUGGAACGAUAGGGGGUAUUCUAUCAGUCCUAACCCUGGAUAUCAACACGGAUUCACCGACUCGUGAUACCAAAGACUUGAUAUAUCAGGUCCCUGCAUCCAUGAACAAGGACUACGUUCGCACUGGGCCCCGAGAUUUUGUCCUGGAGGUGGCCCUUGCAAAGAAUGCGGAUGGCUCCAGCAAGUACAAGCUCGACAUUGCCCUCAACACGCUCGUGACUAGAGUCAAUUUUGACACCACUGGUACAACUCCCAGGGCUACUGGGGUCGACUAUCUUUUUGGCAAGAGCCUGUAUCGGGCGGAUCCCCGUGGCUCUUCGGAUGACGGAGUUGCGGGUACUGUUUUCGCCCACAGAGAGGUGAUUGUCUCUGCUGGCGCUUUCAACACCCCGCAGCUUCUGAAGCUUAGUGGCAUUGGGCCUGCCGAGGAGUUGAAGGCAUUGGACAUCCCUGUUGUGAAGGAUCUUCCUGGCGUUGGUGGAAACCUACAGGACAGGUACGAAGUUGGCAUUGUCGGUGAGGCGAAAACCGACCUUGCCCUCCUUUCUGGGUGCACGUUCCUCCAAGGGGAGGACGAGUGCUAUAACAAAUGGAAGAACAACCUAGGCGACCUCAAGGGCGCCUACACCACCAACGGCAUCGCAUGGGGCUACCUCCACCACUCGUCCGUCUCCGAGCACACCCGGACCUGUUCAUCGGUCCUGCGCCGGCCUACUUUAGCGGCUACUUCCCCGGAUACUCUCUCCGGGCCACGGCCGAGCACAACAAAUGGACCUGGCUCCCGCAACAACGCCGGCACCGUGAACCUGACAUCCACCGACCCCCGCGACAUUCCCCGCAUCAACUUCAACUCCUUCUCCAAGGGCGGCGGGGAGGACCUACAGGCCGUAGUCGAGGGGAUACAGUAUGGCAUCGACGCGUUCAAGAAGCUGAUCCCGCUCGACGGCUCGUUUGAGCGUAUCUGGCCUCCCACCAACAUUAGCACCCCUGAGCAGCUCAAGGAAUUUGCGCGCAACGAAGCAUGGGGCCAUCACGCCUCCUGCACAGCCUCCAUCGGUUCCGAUGACGAUCCGAUGGCUGUUCUUGACAGUAAAUUCCGUAUUCGGGGCGUGGAUAGUCUUCGAGUGGUUGAUGCCUCCAUUUUCCCCAAGAUUCCUGGCAUGUACAUUGCGUUGCCCACAUAUACGAUCAGUGAGAAGGCUGCUGAUGUAAUCAUCAAAAGCGCCGCUGUUUCUGAA